AUGGAUAAACGAAGUGUGGUCCAGCCAGACGACAGCAUGCUCUUCAGCCAUAAAAAGAAACGAUGCACUGACCCUCGCUACGACACAGACGGACGAAGUUCCGGCUACCAGCAGUCCCAGGCCAGGUCCGUGGGUGGAGCCCUGAUGGGUAUCCUGGAGAUUACGGCCGUGGAGGUGGGCGUCGUGGCCAUUAAGGGGCUCUUCUCUGGACGGUACCUCGCCAUGAACCGGAGGGGGCGGCUCUAUGCCUCGGAGAACUACAAUGCCGAGUGCGAGUUUGUGGAGCGAAUCCACGAGCUGGGCUACAACACGUACGCCUCCCGGCUGUACCGGACGGCGGCCAGCGGGCCCGGGCAAACAGGAGAGACAGGGAGGGAGGUCCCUGUGGGCAUCCUGGGGAGGGAGGCCCACAUUCGGCCCGGAGCCGGGGACCACCUGCUGGGCAUCAAGCGGCUGCGGCGGCUCUACUGCAACGUGGGCAUCGGCUUCCACCUCCAGGUGCUCCGCGACGGACGCAUCGGCGGCGUGCACGCGGACACCGGCGACAGCCUGCUGGAGCUCUCGCCCGUGGAGCGGGGUGUGGUGAGCAUCUUCGGCGUGGCCAGUCGGUUCUUCGUGGCCAUGAGCAACAAGGGCAAGCUGUACGGCUCGCCUUUCUUCACUGACGAGUGCAAGUUCAAGGAGAUACUUCUCCCCAACAACUACAACGCCUACGAGUGCUACAGGAACCCCGGCAUGUUCGUCGCCCUGAGCAAGAACGGGAAGACCAAGAAGGGGAACCGAGUGUCCCCCACCAUGAAGGUCACCCACUUCCUCCCCAGAUUGUGA
Molecule: messenger RNA, 828 nt
Organism: Pteropus alecto (black flying fox)
Lineage: Eukaryota; Metazoa; Chordata; Mammalia; Chiroptera; Pteropodidae
Gene: FGF4
Product: fibroblast growth factor 4
Exons: 8
Coding region: 1-828 (275 amino acids)
Biological process (GO): animal organ morphogenesis; cell differentiation; positive regulation of gene expression
Cellular component (GO): cytoplasm
Molecular function (GO): growth factor activity; fibroblast growth factor receptor binding
Source: RefSeq, a predicted model, not a curated record